This is a messenger RNA of Dicrocoelium dendriticum, 288 nucleotides long. The record is from the annotation of a GenBank genome assembly. Lineage: Eukaryota; Metazoa; Platyhelminthes; Trematoda; Plagiorchiida; Dicrocoeliidae.
AUGAAACUGUGCUUGGAGUUCGGUGGUGGAGCAGAACUUCUUUUCGGAAAGGUUAAGGAGCACUUGGUGGAGGUGCCCCAUUCAGUGUCCACUUUGAAAGAUCUACUCCUUUGGAUAAGAGACAACUUGUUACAGGAGCGGCCGGAGUUAUUUCUUCAGGGCAACAAAAUCCGCUCAGGUAUUCUCGUUCUCAUCAACGACACUGACUACAGUCUGCUCGGGGAAGAUGAAUACGUUUUAUGUGAUUCGGACAAAGUUGCUUUCAUAUCCUCACUACAUGGUGGUUAA